This is a messenger RNA of Triticum aestivum (bread wheat), 1610 nucleotides long. RefSeq names its product putative glucose-6-phosphate 1-epimerase. The transcript has 9 exons. The coding region runs from base 134 to 1105 and encodes 323 amino acids. Gene Ontology annotation, cellular component: cytoplasm. Lineage: Eukaryota; Viridiplantae; Streptophyta; Magnoliopsida; Poales; Poaceae. Gene Ontology annotation, molecular function: glucose-6-phosphate 1-epimerase activity; carbohydrate binding. The record is from RefSeq and is a predicted model, not a curated record. Gene Ontology annotation, biological process: carbohydrate metabolic process.
AAUAAACCGCCAAACUGUGUGUCCGCGGGUGAGCGCGCAGGCUAGGGUUAGGGUUCCUAGACGCCGUCGCUUGGGCGCGUAACGCGAUGGCCGCAGCCACACCCCACUCGCCGUCGCUUGGGCGCGUAACGCGAUGGCCGCAGCCACACCCCACUCGCCGCCGCCGCCGCAGCUUUCAUCGCCCUUCCUGGAGUAUAUUAGGGCCCCCGGCGGCCUCGACAAGGUCGUGCUCCGUGGCAGGCGCAGCUGCUCCGUGGAGAUCCGUCUUUUUGGAGGUCAAGUAACUUCAUGGAAGAAUGACCAUGGCGAGGAGUUGCUUUUUGUCAGCAGCAAGGCCAUCAAGCCUCCAAAACCGUUUCGUGGUGGGAUACCUAUUUGCUUUCCCCAGUUUGGAACUCAGGGAAAUCUUGAGCAACAUGGAUUUGCAAGAAAUCGGCUUUGGGCUAUUGAUGAUAAUCCACCCCCUUUACCAGUAAAUCCUGCAAUUAAAGCUUUUGUUGAUCUUAUUCUGAAGCCUAGUGAAGAUGAUUUAAAGAUGUGGCCACACAGUUUCGAGUUUCGCUUGAGAAUUGCUCUUGGUGCUGGUGGAGAUUUGAGUCUCACGUCUCGAAUCAGGAAUACCAACACUGAUGGAAGACCUUUUUCUUAUACAUUUGCAUUUCACACAUACUUCUCUGUUUCUGACAUAAGUGAAGUACGUGUCGAAGGGCUGGAAACAAUGGACUACCUUGACAACAUGAAGGGAAAGGAGCGUUUCACAGAGCAAGGAGAUGCUAUUGUAUUUGAAUCAGAAGUUGAUAAGGUAUAUCUUGCUGCACCCUCGAAAGUUGCAAUUAUUGAUCAUGACAUGAGAAGAACAUUCGUCGUGACAAAAGAAGGACUUCCAGAUGCUGUUGUUUGGAACCCUUGGGAUAAGAAGGCAAAAGCUAUGCAAGAUUUUGGGGAUUCAGAAUACAAGCACAUGCUUUGUGUGGAGCCUGCAGCCGUUGAGAAGCCAAUUAGCCUCAAGCCUGGUGAAGAGUGGAAAGGAAGGCUUGGGCUCUCCGCUGUUCCUUCCAGCUACUGUAGUGGGCAGUUAGAUCCAUUAAAGGUCCUUCAUGGUUGAGUUCUCACUUCUUCCUCUUGUACAGAAGCACUUCAUUGCCCUUUCCUAUUUGAUGCUGGGCUGACUCGGACAUUGCCUUGACCUUUCUUCCUUUUCAUCAUCCUCUAUCUUUUGCCCUUUUUGUAUCUACAAGUGAGUAGUAGGGCUGUUCUAAAAUAACAGACCACGUCAGUUGUUUUUAGCCCAGAGCAGGUCAACUCGUCCGUAAUCAAGUCCAUCAGUCUAAAGUAACGUUUCGUGUGGUUCAGUGGCCAUACUGAGGAAUGUUACCAUGUGGUGCAGUUGUAGCAUUUUGUGUUAAUAUGUACUCCCUCUGUUCGGAAUUACUCGUUCAAAAAAUGAAUGUAUCUAGAUGUAUUUUAGUUGUAGAUACAUCCAUUUUUGUGACAAGUAAUUCCGAACGGUGGGAGCAGUAGCAUUUUCUUCCUGCAAAAAAAUUUAUGUAGCCAUGUCAUUUUUUUUUGAGAACCGCCCUCAAGGCAUUUUAUUCAUUUUGGUGGACUAA